Molecule: messenger RNA, 2047 nt
Organism: Phodopus roborovskii (desert hamster)
Lineage: Eukaryota; Metazoa; Chordata; Mammalia; Rodentia; Cricetidae
Gene: Tmem151b
Product: transmembrane protein 151B
Exons: 3
Coding region: 335-2023 (562 amino acids)
Source: RefSeq, a predicted model, not a curated record
GCACUGGGAGGAAGGGGGGGGCGCGCUGGCUCCAGCUCGGCUCAGACAAAAGGCGGCGGCGGGAGCGGGCGGGAGGCGGAGCGGCGCCGCGAGGGCCUCAAGGUGACACCCGCCCCCGGCCCCGGCCCCCCCAGCCCGGCCCCUCCAGCCCGCCCUCCCACCCACCCCCCCACCUCCGCCCCCUCCGUGCCCUUCCUAGGCCCCCUCCCCCCGGCGGGGGGUGGGGAGCAGAGGGCCCCGCCCCUCGCGCCCCCUCCUCAGGGCCAGCGCAGGAUGCCCCCGGCCCCCCGCAGCCCCCCGGGAGGUCCUGAGCUCGACGCGCCCCCUCUACGCCAUGUCCCCCCCUGGCUCGGCCGCGGGAGAGAGCGCCGGCGGCGGCGGCGGCGGCGGCGGCUCCGGGGUCCCGGAGGAGCCCAUGGCAGCGGCGGACGAGGGCCCCGCCCGAGAGGAGCAGCGACCCGUCCAGCCCUCUUUCACCAAAUCUCUCUGCCGUGAGUCCCACUGGAAGUGCCUCCUGCUCUCGCUGCUCAUGUAUGGCUGCCUGGGGGCAGUGGCUUGGUGCCAUGUCACCACGGUGACCCGCCUCACCUUCAGCAGCGCCUACCAGGGCAACAGCCUCAUGUACCACGACAGCCCCUGCUCCAACGGCUAUGUCUACAUCCCCCUGGCCUUCCUGCUCAUGCUGUAUGCGGUGUACUUGGUGGAGUGUUGGCACUGCCAAGCCCGCCAUGAGCUGCAGCACCGGGUGGAUGUGAGCAGUGUUCGGGAGCGCGUGGGCCGCAUGCAGCAGGCCACGCCCUGCAUCUGGUGGAAGGCCAUCAGCUACCACUAUGUGCGAAGGACUCGCCAGGUCACCCGGUACCGCAACGGAGAUGCCUACACUACCACCCAGGUCUAUCACGAGCGUGUCAACACACACGUGGCGGAGGCCGAGUUCGACUACGCGCGCUGUGGCGUCCGGGACGUGUCCAAGGCGCUGGUGGGGCUGGAGGGCGCGCCGGCCACUCGGCUUCGCUUCACCAAGUGUUUCAGCUUCGCCAGCGUGGAGGCGGAGAACGCUUACCUGUGCCAGCGCGCGCGCUUCUUCGCCGAGAACGAGGGCUUGGAUGACUACAUGGAGGCGCGAGAGGGCAUGCAUCUCAAGAACGUGGACUUCCGCGAGUUCAUGGUGGCCUUCCCCGACCCGGCCCGGCCACCCUGGUACGCCUGUUCGUCGGCCUUCUGGGCCGCAGCGCUGCUCACGCUGUCGUGGCCGCUGCGCGUGCUGGCCGAGUACCGCACAGCGUACGCGCACUACCACGUGGAGAAGCUCUUCGGCCUGGAGGGGCCAGGCUCAGCCAGCAGCGCAGGCGGUGGCCUGAGUCCCAGCGACGAGCUGCUGCCCCCGCUCACUCAUCGCCUGCCGCGGGUCAACACGGUGGACAGCACCGAGCUCGAGUGGCACAUCCGUUCCAAUCAGCAGCUGGUACCCAGCUACUCGGAAGCGGUGCUCAUGGACCUAGCUGGGCUGGGCGCGCGCUGCGGCGGGGCAGGGGGCGGUGGCUACGCGCCCACGUGUCGCUACGGCGGGGUGGGUGGCCCGGGCGCGGCGGGCGUGGCCCCGUACCGGCGAAGCUGCGAGCACUGUCAGCGAGCUGUCAGCAGCUCGUCCAUCUUCUCCCGCAGCGCGCUGAGUAUCUGCGCCAGCCCGCGGGCCGGCCAGGGGCCCGGAGCCAGUGCUGGGUGCGGGGGCAGUCGCUUCUCGCUCGGUCGCCUCUAUGGCUCCCGGCGCAGCUGCCUGUGGCGCAGCCGGAGCGGGAGCGUCAACGAGGCGAGCUGCCCCACGGAGCAGACGCGUCUGUCGAGCCAGGCCAGCAUGCGGGACGACGAGGACGAGGACGACGAGGAGGAAGCCGGGCCACCGCCGCCCUACCACGAUGCCCUCUACUUCCCUGUCCUCAUCGUCCAUCGUCAGGAGGGGUGUCUGGGCCACAGUCACCGGCCACUGCACCGCCAUGGCUCCUGCGUGGAGACCUCACUGUGACCUUCCGCUCCUGGAGGGGGCCUG